AUGGAAACGGGGCCUUGGAUUGUUGAAUCACAAACACCUCCCGAAUUCGGGGGAGUCGGAAACAAACUGACGUUUGUUUGCAAAGACUGUUUCGAUUCCAGUGAAGCUAGCAGGCGCGUGAGAGCCUCCUCUGGGGCCACAUCAGCUGGGAGGAAUGUUAGCAUCAAGGGGGCGAGAUGGCCCAAGUGGUUAGAGCGCGAGUUUACUGACCUGAAGAAGGUCCGUGGUUCGAAUCCGACCUCCGCCACUCGACUUCCCCGGUCUAAGUUUGGUUAUCAUCAACCCCGGCAUAUCUACACAUCCCAUGGCCAUCGACGAUUCCUGUCUUGUCCAAGGAGCCCCAUGUCAAUCGGCUCCUCAACGGCAGCCCGUAACCGAAUGGCAGUGUUCGAAAAAAAUCGUCCAGCUGUAGAACCCUUUCGCUGCCAUGCCACCCUAAGGUUGCACGAGGGCUGGGAUACUGCUAGGUUGCCCAAGCCUAGACAGGGGAAGUCGAGAGGCAGAGGUCAGGUUCGAACCACGGACCUUCUGAUCAGUAAAUUCGCGCUCUUACCACUUGGGCCAUCUCGCCCGCGCUCGUGGGCCUUUCAGCACAAGUUCGUGGUUCGAACACGACCUCUGCCUCUCGACUUCCCCUAUCUAGGCUUGGGUAACCUGGCAAGAUCCCAGCCCUCGUGCAACCUUUGGGUGGCAUGGCAGUUGGGCACCGAGAGGUUUAUGAAGUUUCUCCAGGUUGCGCCGGUUUACCGAGGAGUACACUUUACACGGGGGCGAGAUGGCCCAAGUGGUUUGGGCAACCUGGCAGUAUCCCAGCCCUCGUGCUUCCUUCGGGUGCAAUGGCAGCUAGGCACCGGAAGGGUGCUACAGCUGGACCCUAUUCUAUUACUCAUAUCAUACAUUUUACACAGUACUAACCCGAUGAAUGUAAAGACAACCCGUGAUUCGAACCCCGCAUCUCAACCGUUCUUAUCUAGGCUUGGGCAACCUGGGAGUAUCUCGGCCUUCGUGCUUCUUUCGGGUGGUAUGGCACAUACGCAUCUGAGGCGUGUUACUUCUGAACGGUCAUUUUAUUUAUUAGUGCUGUUCAUGAAAAAAAAUCGAUCAGCUGUAGCCUCUUUCGGUGCCCAACAGCCAUGCCACCAGAAGGAAGCACGAGGGCUCGAAUACCGCCAGAAAGUGACAGCACGAAUGCCACUGACAUCGAUUAGCCUCCAUUUCUUGCAACGUCUCCAGCCAAACACAGACGGGGUCACGGUGACCACACCCUGGAAGGCGUACAACACCAACAACACCCAAACUCUUCUCAUGCGCUGUCCACCUCGUGGUUUGCGCCAUCCUGAAGGAGGCACGGAGAACAACACUCAUCUCGGUGGACGGUAUUUCGGCAUGCGUAGCACAAGACCUAGCCACCAUAAGCUAAUACAACUACCGAGGCAUGUAAAGUUCUCCACAAUCUCCAGUGAUUCUCCUUGA
Messenger RNA from Opisthorchis viverrini, 1473 nucleotides. RefSeq lists its product as hypothetical. Lineage: Eukaryota; Metazoa; Platyhelminthes; Trematoda; Opisthorchiida; Opisthorchiidae. The coding region runs from base 1 to 1473 and encodes 490 amino acids. The transcript is spliced from 13 exons. The record is from RefSeq and is a predicted model, not a curated record.